Molecule: messenger RNA, 617 nt
Organism: Cygnus atratus (black swan)
Lineage: Eukaryota; Metazoa; Chordata; Aves; Anseriformes; Anatidae
Gene: IFITM10
Product: interferon induced transmembrane protein 10
Exons: 3
Coding region: 1-594 (197 amino acids)
Cellular component (GO): plasma membrane
Source: RefSeq, a predicted model, not a curated record
AUGGACGGACAGACGGGUGGCGAGAGGGCAGAGCGCGGUGACGCCGCGGUGGCCGCCACCACGGAGAGGACGCAGGACCCCCCCCUGGGCCCCCCGUGCCCCUUUGAGGGGGCGGCCUGGCCCCCCCGGCCCCCCCAGGGUCCCCCCCAGGGCUGCUUCGCCUGCAUCGCCAAGCCCCCGGCUCUCCGGCAGGCAUCCCCCGUCCUGUCCCCUUCGUCCGCCGCGCAGCUGAUGGAGAGCAAGGGCUGCAAAGGGGACAGCCUGCGGCCGGCGGUCCCGUGCAAGCACUCAGUGGAGAAGAAGACCAUGACCAACCCCACCACCGUCAUCGAGAUCUACCCGGACACCACCGAGGUCAACGACUACUAUCUCUGGUCCAUCUUCAACUUUGUGUACCUCAACUUCUGCUGCCUCGGCUUCAUCGCCCUGGCCUAUUCGCUCAAAGUCCGGGAUAAGAAGCUCCUCAAUGACUUAAACGGGGCAGUGGAAGAUGCCAAGACUGCCCGGCUUUUUAACAUCACCAGCUCAGCCCUCGCCACCUUCUGCAUCAUCCUCAUCUUCAUCUUCCUGCGGUACCCCCUCACCGACUACUAGCGCCAGGCCAGCAGCAGCGGCCG